This is a messenger RNA of Aspergillus sclerotioniger CBS 115572, 2586 nucleotides long. RefSeq names its product glutamine-dependent NAD(+) synthetase. The record is from RefSeq and is a predicted model, not a curated record. The transcript has 12 exons. Gene Ontology annotation, biological process: NAD+ biosynthetic process. Bases 1 to 2172 code for a protein of 723 amino acids. Gene Ontology annotation, molecular function: ATP binding; NAD+ synthase (glutamine-hydrolyzing) activity; glutaminase activity. Lineage: Eukaryota; Fungi; Ascomycota; Eurotiomycetes; Eurotiales; Aspergillaceae. Gene Ontology annotation, cellular component: cytoplasm.
AUGGGCCACCUGGUCACUCUUGCCACAUGCUCCCUCAACCAGUGGGCUCUCGAUUUCGAGGGCAACUGUGAGCGGAUUAUCGAAAGUAUUCGUCAAGCUAAGGCAGCUGGAGCCACGCUCCGAGUUGGCCCUGAGCUCGAGAUCACUGGAUAUGGCUGCCUGGAUGCUUUCCUCGAGGGUGAUACUUAUUUACACUCGUGGGAGAUGUUCGCCCGCAUCAUCGAUCAUCCCGACUGCCAGGAUAUUGUUGUUGACGUGGGCAUGCCGGUCCGUCACAGAGAUUGCAAGUGGAACUGCCGCGUGAUCUUCUACAACCGGAAGAUCAUCCUCAUCCGUCCCAAGAUGUGGCUUGCCAAUGAUGGAAACUACAGAGAAAUGAGACACUUUACCCCGUGGCAGCGUCCCCGGGAAGUCGAGGACUACUACCUGGAGCAGAUUGUCGGCAAGAUUACUGGACAAUACAAGGUCCCGUUUGGCGAUGCGCUCAUCAGCACCAGGGAUACCUGCUUGGGCCUGGAAACCUGUGAAGAGCUCUUCACUCCUAAUGGUCCUCACAUCCCGUAUGGUCUUGCUGGUGUCGAAAUCUUCUCCAACUCUUCUGGAAGUCAUCACGAAUUGAGGAAGCUCGACACCCGUAUCAACCUUAUUACCCAGGCCACAAAACUGAGUGGCGGUAUCUAUCUCUAUGCCAACCAGCAAGGAUGUGAUGGUGACCGACUAUACUACGAUGGUUGCGCAAUGAUUGUGGUCAACGGCAAUAUCGUGGCUCAGGGCUCCCAAUUCUCCCUGAAUGAUGUCGAGGUUGUUACAGCUACUGUCGAUAUCGAAGAGGUCCGGACAUACCGCACUAGUGCGAGUCGUGGCAUGCAGGCCAGCAUGCAGGCGCCCUAUGUCCGUCUCGAUCUGGACACGAGACUGUCCCGUAUGGAUGAUGAGGCUGAUCCUGGCCUUGCGCCUUCGGAAACUCUCACCCCACGCUAUCAUGUCCCAGAGGAAGAAAUUGCUCUGGGUCCGGCGUGUUGGCUCUGGGACUAUCUGCGACGAAGCGGUGCUGCUGGAUAUUUUGUUCCUCUGAGCGGAGGUAUUGACAGUUGCGCUACUGCUAUCAUCGUUCACUCAAUGUGCAGAGAAGUCAUCAAAGCUGUCCAACAAGGAAACGAGCAGGUUAUCAAGGAUGUUCGCAGACUCUGUGCUGAGCCGGAGGAUUCAACAUGGCUUCCUUCUACAAGCCAGGAGGUUUGCAACCGCAUCUUCCACACCAGCUACAUGGGCACUCAGAACUCCAGCAAGGAGACGAGAGACCGGGCCAAGAGGCUUGCCGCGGACAUCGGCGCCUACCACACCGACUUCAACUUCGACACCGUUGUCAGCGCUAUGAUGACCCUAUUCACUGUUGUGACGAACUUCCAGCCUAAAUUCAAGGUUCACGGCGGGAGCUGGGCGGAGAACCAAGCGCUGCAAAACAUCCAAGCCAGACUGAGAAUGGUUUUGUCGUAUCUGUUUGCGCAGUUGCUACCUCUGGUUCGUCAGCGACCUGGGGGUGGCGGACUUCUUGUUUUGGGCUCGUCCAAUCAUCGUGAUCAACCAACUAACAGAAACAGUCUCCGUGGCUACUUGACCAAAUACGACGCCAGCAGUGCAGAUCUCAACCCAAUCGGCUCCAUCAGUAAAGUCGAUCUCAAAAAGUUCAUCGCCUGGACCCGCGACUCCUUCGACCUCCCCAUCCUGCACGAGUUCCUCCACGCCACCCCCACCGCCGAACUCGAGCCCAUCACAGCCACCUACGUCCAAUCCGAUGAAGCCGACAUGGGCGUGACAUACGCCGAGCUCUCCGUCUUCGGAUACCUCCGUAAGGUCGCAAAACUAGGUCCCUGGUCCCUCUACGAACGGCUCCUCCACAUGUGGGGCAACGAGUACAGUCCUCGUGAAAUUUACGAAAAGACUCGUCUCCUCACUAGAUCCUAUGCGAUUAACAGACAUAAGAUGACCGUCCUCACCCCGAGUUAUCACGCUGAGCAGUAUUCCCCGGAAGAUAACAGGCACGAUCUGAGGCAGUUCCUCUACCCACCAUUCUCAUGGGCGUACAAAAAAAUGGAAGCUAGCGUUGAAUACUGGGAAUCGAAGGGCUGGACUUCAGGUAAGGCGCAGAAGAAGAGCGUGAAGGCUGAUUAGAGGGCAGUAUACUUCAAAGAAAGAGGUUGUAGUAAGUUAGAAGGGGCGGCUAGUUAUGAUAGAGUUAACGCGUAUCACGGUAUAUAGUCAGAUGUGUAUGUAUUUGUGGAAUGAUGAAUACGAUCGUAUGACUUGAGGUCGAGGACUGAUCACCCCAUCGAAAGCAGUAGCCAACCAAGUGAAUGAAAAUACCAAUGCAUGCUUUUGAAAUCAAAACAGAAUAACUUGUCAAUGAUAAAGGUAUCGGAUAUGUCAUAUUGACAAAAAAGAAGAUAUGAAAAUCGUAGAGAAUGAGAUAGACCUUUUGAAGCAACGCCAGUGGUUGUUAUGAAAUCAGCGCUAAUUUUGAGUAAUGAUGAAUAGGGAAUCAGAGGUAUAGAAAAAGGAUCAAUCAGAGGGAGGGACGUAUAAGAU